AUGGACUCCGAGGGGACCUCGACCCUGGCCAGCCAAGACCUAUCUGAGAAGGCCUGGUACGUGGUCGGUUGGAGCGAAAUCAUCGCCUGUACUUUGAUGUUAGGAUACUAUCUGCUGAUGGUGCUGUUCGGCUUUAUCGGCUGGCUCUUGGCCCGAUACCGUAUACGGCGUGGUCACGUCUCCGGUCGCCCUCUUGCUCCGGUCCUUACUGGCUUCAAUCUGGCCGAUGCGGGCGGACUAAGGAUCAAAUACACCGACGAUGAGGACUCUAUGUGA
This is a messenger RNA of Protopolystoma xenopodis, 276 nucleotides long. The record is from the annotation of a GenBank genome assembly. NCBI's taxonomy places the organism in Eukaryota, Metazoa, Platyhelminthes, Monogenea, Polystomatidea, Polystomatidae.